CUUGACAGAUCUAUUUUGCUUUCGUUGAACCUCUCUACUGCACGUCAUAAGGAUUUCCUGGAUCCAGAAGUUGCACUGAAGGCAACUGAGCAGCACAAAAAUGUGACUUUGACAAGAGACUCCGAGCUCUCCGCUGAGGAAUUUCUUACUGAUCAGUUUGUAAUUUCAACCUAUAACUGAAGCAUGUACAGUAGUUAAUCUGAUAGGGGAAAAAGGCUUUCUCGUUACCUACAGCUGCCGAAAAGGCAGUCACUGGAAGCUUCAGAAUGAGUGCUCCAUUAAUCCCAAACAAGUCAUGUUACUCCCAGCUUCAGGACAACCGCAGUGAAAUAAAAAAUAAUAAUGAAAGCACAGUGAGCGUGGGGGAUAGCAAUGCCAACCAAAUCAUGGCAAAAGUUAGAACCACGGAAGGAGAUAUCAAGAAACAGGGUUUGAUGGAUGAGGGUGGAAAUGUACACUCCGGAGGAUCAGAGAGAGUUACUCGUCUGGAUACAGAACAGAAUAAACUGGUGUUCAAAGACUCUCGGACCUGUAACACCAGUGUACAGGAAAGUAAGCUGCCCUCAACCACAAGCAGGGAAAUAGGGAAGGACAGCAGGACCAGCGAAGCUAAGGAUAUGGCAAGGCAUAUCAGGAUUAGCCGAGGACAAAGUCUGUCCAAUUUAAAAAGCAGCACAAACGAUGCUAACCUGGAGAUAAUUUCGAAAGGUGAUGUUGACUUCACCCAGAAUUUUCCUAGGGGUAAAAUGUCCAAGACUGUGGAGAUGGAAAGAAUAAAAAGACUGUCUUUGGGCAGACCCAGUAAAUUUUCUCCUCAAUCUGAAACGCUUACGAAAGAAUGUGUUGGCCGCGUGUCUUGUAAACGUCUGCUUUCCGCAUCAUUGGAUUCCAUUGACCGGUCACACCAUUUGAUUGGAAAUACAGAGAAAUCACAAAAAACUUCCACAGAUCAUUUUCUCGGGAUGGUGUUUCAUCCACUCGACAAUACCUCAGAGGAAAAUACUGUCUUUUAUUCUAAACCAUCUACCUCAGGGAACAAGAAAAUAAGCAAACCAGAAAAUGUACCAAAUGUUAACACUGAAAGCACACUGCAUACUUCUCAUACCAAUCAUCAUUCAGCUGUUAAGCCCAGUGAGAUUGCUAGUAAAUCAGAAGCACAAUUAAGUCAGGGUGAUAAAAGUAAGAAACUGGAGCUUAAGGCUGUGCCAUCCCUACAAUCUAAAAACACAUGUCAACAAAAAAUUGAGAGAAUUAUGGUGAUAGAGUUUCUGGGAUGUAAAAAAGAUGGAAGUAGAACAGUGAAAGAACAGAAAGAGUCUGGAUCUGACACAUCAACAUUUCCAACAACACAUUUUCAAGACAUCAGUGAUAAAGCAGAGGAUCCCUCAUCAAAUCAGGCUGUAACCUCUUCUGACGACAGAUUACAAAGUGAUAACUUCACCAUCCAUGGGGAAGGAAGAGGAGGCCAUGACAGUGAGAGUGGGGCAGUGACCCAGGUUAGUGAGGAAGACAGAGAAGUGGAAACAGUAUUCCCAGUCACCUGCAAUGGUAAUUCCAGUAGCAAAGUGACACCUAGAAAAAAUGAAAAUUUACAUGAAGCUGAUGCAGGUUGUGCUGGAACAGUUGGGGAACAGGCGUCUCUUAUACAUAACAUGAAUCUACCUGACAGCAAACCCUUGCAGGUCAAUGAGAAUAAACUGACGCUGGCCAAAAGAAGCACUGAGGAUGCUGCCGUGUCUGCUUCUGAUCUCUCUGAACAAGACAGAGUGUGCAGUGCAGAGACAGUGUCAAACCAACAGCCUGACAACCAUGUCAGCGAUGUGGAAACCUUCUCAGUUCCAGGUAAAAAGGCAGCUCCUGCACAGAAACAUCCUCCAGAAGAAGCACUGGAGAGCUCUAAGGUUUCAGCAAAGGCUGACACCUUUUUAUGUGUUCCAACUCCUUUGCGCCCGGUGGCAGUGCUGGAUGUUAAUAGUCAGCCCACGCUAUCAAACAGUAAUUUGAAGGACCUUUAUGCACUUCCCACUGACAAGCUGUCACCCUCCUCAAUCCUACCUCCUGUUGACAGUACGGAGUUGAUGAACAUAUCCCCCAAAGUGCCUAUAAAGACUGCCAGCAGCAGUGCAAUCCCCAAACCUAUCCUGGUCCACUCCAAGGGCUCUCUUGCAGAUAAGCUGGAUGUGGACAGUGACUGCAGUGAGAAACUGGAAGAGAGCAUGGAGGUGAAACCGGCCAUACCCAAGCCCAAACCUGUGAGACCUAAAAUAAUCACAUACAUCAGAAGAAACCCUCGUUCAAUAGAGCAGCUUGACCCUUCAUUUGCACCAGCAGGGCUGCCGUAUGGUACUGCAGCAUGCCCUGUGCCCAUCUCCACAGAGCAGAAGGCAUCCAGUGGAGGGGAGGGCAAGGCCCCCAGCAUCCUGUACGACAAAUUUAAACCUGACCUCCAGAAGCCAAGGCUCUUCAGUUCUGGACUGGUGGUGUCAGGAAUUAGGCCCCCAGCACAUCACUUUGGUCCAAUGGGUGAGAAGUUUCUGCAGGAGGUUGGGGAAAGGCCUGCAAAAGACGAAUUUUGUCCUCCACCUUAUACUCACUACGAGGUCCCACCAAGUUUUUAUCGGUCUGCCAUGAUCCUUAAGCCACAGUUAGGACUGGGUGCAGUCUCCAGGUUACCGUCUGCCAAAAGCAGGAUUCUCAUUGCAAGUCAAAGAUCCUCAGGCGCCUGUCUUCAUCAGCAAGGAGAAAUAGCAAGUGCUCCCAGCCUCUAUCAUCCUGAUGCUUCAGUUGAUCUGAAGAAAGUCCCGUGUCCAAAUGCUGCAAAGUCAAAUCUCCCCAAGCCGUGUCCGUCUGCACUUCGCCCUCCAGGUUACUCGCGGUUGCCAGCAGCCAAGCUGGCAGCAUUUGGUUUUGUCAGGAGCUCAAGUGUAUCCUCUGUCUCCAGCAACCAGUCAAAUGACAGCAAUCAGAGUGAUCAAAGCAGGACAGCCAACCGUUCCAGCCUUGGAAAUGAAGAACAAACCACUCCUAAGGCAUCUGCACCUUCUAAAGACAUACCCAAGAGUAGCAGCAAGAGCGCAACACAGGUAUCGAGCGGCACAGCGACUCCUCGCAGGAGCUUACUUCCAGCACCAAAAACUGCCACUGCACCUGCUGGCUUGAAGAAAGAAAUACAAAAGGAUCAGGAUGCUAACAGACCAGCUAUCUCCUCCCCCAAGAGAUCAGCAGUGACAGCCACCAAGCUCCACUCACCAGGACAUCCCAAGCAAAGGUCAACCACCGCAAGAAAUGUAUGUUCCCCCAAACCAGGAGAGAGUCGAGAUGCUGAAAAGCAGUUCAUCCAGAAGCUGAAGGAAAAGUGUGAUGAGCAGUCCCGGCAAUUAAGCAAUAUCCGAGAUGAGCUUAAAAGGACCAGGUGUGGCUUUGAUGUCUUUGCCAUAACAACACAGCACUUCUGCAGGCAGAAAGAAAAUGCUCUUGUGAAAAUAGACGAGCUAGGAGUUGAGCUUGCAAAGAUCAGGGAUGAAGUCGCCAUCAACACAGCGAAAUGUAAGAAAUUACAAAAUGAGAAGGAGGAUCUGGAGAGGCGCUUAGAGGAGGAGGUGAGAAAGCUUCGCUGGCAGCAGAAGGAGGAGCUGCAGGUUCUGGAGCAGCGUUUACAUGAGGAUUACAGCGCCAGGAUGGAGAGCCUGCAGGAGCAGCACAAGCUGCAGCUGGAUCUCAUCAAGUCUCAGCAUCUGCACCAGGUGUCUGACAUCACAGCUGUCCACCAAGCUUCAGUAUUACAGCUGGAAAACAACCACUCCGUCACCCUUGCUGUACUGCAGGAUGAGCACAACCGUGAGAUCCGAGAACUGGUUGCUGCUCACGAACUGGAGAAAACACAAUUAAAGGAAAAUUUUGAAAAGCUGCGGCUGUCGCUCCAGGACCAGAUAGACACCUUCACCUUCCAGAACCAGUCCCUGAAGGCCAAAGCAGACCGAUUUGAAGAGGCUUUGAAGAAAAGCACUGAGGAACAGCUGAAGAUUGCGCAAGCUCCUUACCUGCACUUAGAAGAAGAUCUGAAGAGCUUAAAACAUGUUCUGGAAUUGAAGAACCAUCAGAUUCAUGAACAGGAUAAGAGGAUUAUGGAGCUAGAAAAACAAGCUGAGAAAAAUUUAAUCCUGGAAGAAAAAAUCACUGUGCUGCAACAGCAGAACGAAGAACUCAGAGCCAGGAUUGAGCAGAACACCGUCAUAACAAGGCAACUGUCGGAGGAGAACGCCAAUCUCCAGGAACAUGUCGAGAAAGAGGUGGAGGAGAAGAAGCGGCUGAGCAGAACAAACGAGGAGCUGCUCUGGAAACUGCAGGCAGGAGACGCCGUCAGCCCUGUGAAAACCCCCCGAGCAUCAUCCACAUCAUUUUAUCGCUGCUCUGCAGGGAACUCCUCGCCAGCCAAAGCCAGAACCGUGCGACGGUGAUCCAUCACGGCCCCCUGCCUCGGGCAUGUUUGCAGCUGCUGAACCUCACACCCAAGGAAGCCCCACCAUCAGCAGGUGCCAGGCUCGUGGCUGCAAGCAUGCUCCCUGGCUGCAUAGCUUCACACUAGGCAGGGCUCUCCGAGAAACCUUAGAUAGGAGCUCAUGGUUUUGACACGUUCAUUACAAUAGCAGGGAGGAUAGUGAUAAGUUAGGAUAGCAGAAAGGUAGGCUAGCAAGGUAGGAUAGCUAGAAAGGUAGGUUUAGCUUAGUAUGAUAAUAAUUUCACUGUUGUUAGAGCCAGCUGUUGGAAAAUGCUAUAUUACAGGUUCGUUGGGAUGGACUGCUGCUGCAGUACUUCAGGUUAGUCUCAAAUAGAGUUCCAGUUGUGAAUAUUUCUGUGUAUGUGUCUGUGUUUAUAUAUAUGUAUGUACUGUACCUUUAUACCUAUAUAUAGACGCACACACAUAUGUAUGUAGUUGAAGACGUUCUGAAUUGCAUUUUUUUAUACUCUUGGAUACCACUAAGUGCUGAUCUAUUUUCAUUACAGUCAGCGGUUUUCUAACUCGUGCCUAAGCCUUGUAUCAAAACAAAACGCAUUUCUGUUGCGCCUCCCAGCAACAUUUAUACCCCAACCAGAAGGAAGUCCCACAGAAAUAGAAGCGCCUUCCAAGUGACCACCAAGUGGUACAAUCCUUAACACCAGCGACUUUGGCAUUCUGAGACAGUACUGCCUUGAGAAACCACCUUUGCAUUGAGCACCAGAUGAGAAACACAAACCAUCCACUGCUUUUAGCUCUUAGCAUUGAUGUUGUAAGCGAGUGGGGAUAGGGUAGAGAUGAGAAACCUGAGUUUUAGUCAAUAUGAUAGAGGUUACUGGGUAAUGUGUUUCAAUUUUAGACUCUUUAGCUCCUAGAUUACUUUUGUCUUGUUUCCCCUUAACCUAAUUUUAAAAGUCAGAACCUCUGGGUGUAGGGUUCUGUUCAGGUUGAUAUGUUUCAAGUCCCACGAGAAAGGAGAAGCAAACCAACCCUUUGUGUUCAGACCUUUGCUGACCCAGCAUUAGGCUGAGCUGGUGGAACACCAGGCGUGAUACAGAGGGCUGCAUGGGCGCAGAAGAGGUCAGAAUAUUCCAUACCUACCCACGUCUCACACCACUGUAUUUUACCCAACAUUGCAAAGUGUGUGUGGGAUCCGCGCCCGGCUUUGCUGGAACGCUCUCAGGAUGACCUCUGCAGCUCAGAAACAGAUUUGGUCACUGCCAGUACAUUCCUCGUCCUUCUGCAGUGCUAUAAAAAUAAUAGCAAUGUUGGGUUUUAUUCUCCUUUUCUUGAGAAAUUUACUUUUGUAGCAGCUUUUGCAUGUGAUGCUGAGUGACUCGAGCAUCUUGUUAGGAUAGACCUUAGCACAGCAGCUGCCGUUGAAACAUGUUGCUAGGUGGUGGUGUGCCCAGCAAGUACAGCCUGGAAUUACAGCCUAUUCUAAUAGGUGCACACACAAAGGCCCUCCUCACCAGUACAACAUAACCACCCUCAGACCUACUGCAUGCACAGAAAGCUGCAGUACCUCCAGUGUUGUGCUUCAGUCUGCCAAUGCAGUUCUGAUGAGAUGACAAAGUCAGAAUUGUUACCGUGAUCUGAUCUCAGCUUCCCCACGUUGAACACACUGGAGCAUAUUAUCAGCCUGGGAUGGGCUGGCCAAGCCUGGCCUUCAUUUCUUCAUUGUUUUCCUCUAUUUCUGGUGCUUUCCUACUCCCAUUUUUGAAUUAAAUUCGUAUUCAAUAAUUGCUUCCAGCAGUGAAUUGAGAGUGGGGCUUCAAUGCUGGGAAAACAUUGGACCAGCCCUAGUUCUGCCAUCACUUGGUGUCAUUGCCAGCCUCUUCUCCAUGGAACUGUUGCCUCCCAAGCCUGCCUGUCACUGAAUGCUUCCUUGGUGGGACCUCCAAAUCACUGGCAAAGCUCAGAGCCUGGUGGGGAGGUGCCCCGGUCCAGCAAACCUUCCUGGGGGAUGCCACAGGUACCUCCUGAGCCCAGAACCAGGGAGUUCCGUCCCCCCAAAAAUCAUUCCUUUCUUUUGCCAUGGAUGCCCACCAUGGGCUGGCCCCAGUGCUGGCUCCCCUGCUCAGUGAUGCUGGCACAUCUCCCUUGAGGACAGGGCGCCCACAGGUGCCUGGCCCUCCCCAUAGGGACCGGGGGUGGGCAGAGCAGGGGUUCACUCACCCCUCAUCCCUCUGGCAGCAGCUUGGAGUUACCAAACGUUUGCAGCUUGAGCACUGAGGCCUUGGCGCAUCCCACUGCGGGGCCCUGGGGAUGGCACAGCAGCAAAAGCUGCUGCUGGUGACGGUGGUGGGGAAGAAAGCUGACGCUAACGGGUGCAAAUCAGGUAUGUUCCGUCUCUGCACUGAUCGCUUGUGUCCCAUGGACACGCCAAGGAGCCCCUGUACAGUUCCCACACAGCAGGUGUGGUCCGGUUCACUCUGUGGCUAAUGAGUACAGGAAGUUUGUAUUAUUUCAGUUCUGAUGUACAGAUAAGUGUAAUAUAUUCCUGAUAAUAAAUACAGGCGCCAGCACACAGCGUGGGUGGGCGCA
Molecule: messenger RNA, 7042 nt
Organism: Centrocercus urophasianus (Greater sage-grouse)
Lineage: Eukaryota; Metazoa; Chordata; Aves; Galliformes; Phasianidae
Gene: MTUS2
Product: microtubule associated scaffold protein 2
Exons: 14
Coding region: 267-4457 (1396 amino acids)
Cellular component (GO): nucleus; cytoplasm
Molecular function (GO): microtubule binding
Source: RefSeq, a predicted model, not a curated record